This is a messenger RNA of Glossina fuscipes, 2985 nucleotides long. RefSeq lists its product as uncharacterized. The coding region runs from base 372 to 2975 and encodes 867 amino acids. The transcript has 8 exons. NCBI's taxonomy places the organism in Eukaryota, Metazoa, Arthropoda, Insecta, Diptera, Glossinidae. The record is from RefSeq and is a predicted model, not a curated record.
UCUUAAACUCUCCCGGCUAUCAUUCGCACAAACUGAAAACACACCCUAUAUCAUAAUAGAUAUAGAUUAUAAGUAUGAAUGAAUUUAAUUCAUCCAUUAUAACAUAUAAAGAAUCGGAUGUCAUCUUCUGUUUCCAAAAAAAAAUAUCAUACUAUUCCUUAUAGAAAUGAUAUAAUAUGAAAUUUUUUUAAAUGUAAUUGAAAACUUCAAAAAAAUAUUAGACAAACGCUUUCAAAUCAAUUGCUUUGACCUUAUUUUUAUUUGAUCGUUUCAUCAUACGCUUUGAUUAAAAUCAAUUAAGGAGAACAUUUGCAAAACUAAACGGUAACUAAACUGAAUGCAAAAGAACAGUUGUGCAUUAAUUCAAGUAGAUGGCAGUUGAGACAUCGAAAAUGUCUGGCAAUUUUAAAUCUCAAAAGGAAUACAUAAAUAAUGAAUUUAUAAAGACAUGCCUAGAAAAUGGUUUCUUUACGGAUGAGAUUGAAAUAAAUGAUCUAAUAAUUAAUAAAAUUAAUUUAGGCGGUGACAAUUAUUGUAGUGACAUAUAUCAAGGUCAUGUUAUUUAUCGUCUGAACAAUAGAAAUUUCAACGGUGAAGGAACUCAGCGGGUAGAAGAAAUACAAUUGAUUAUCAAAAGAAUGCCGAAAGAGAAACAAGGUGUCCUACAGAGAUUGCAAAUCUUUAACAGAGAGAAAUUUUUCUAUACCCAUCUUAAGAUUCAGAUGGAAACUCUAAUGACCUUGGUUAAAAACUCCUGGCUAUUGGCACCAAAAUUGUUUUAUCACACCACGAACCCAUUUGAAACUUUUGUAUUUGAGGAUCUAAAGCAAUUGGGUUUUCAAUUGUCUAGUCGUCAACUUGGAUUAAAUAAAAACGAAAGUCUCUUGGUUAUGGAAAAAUUAGCUGAAUAUCAUGCUUGUUCAAUACUUAUGUUAAAUAAAUUCAGUGACUUAAAUGAUAUUCGUAACCGUUAUAAGUGCGGUUUAUUAAACGACAUAUCAAUUAAAUCAGAUUCUUUUCAAUUGUUAUUUGGCGGGCAAUUGUUGAAAUUAGCGCAAUUGUUAGCGGAAGAUUUGGAAUUUUCACAUAGUUCGAAAAAACUAUUAAAUUACUACGACCAGUUUACUGAGAAUGUUUUGAAUUCAGUAUAUCCUUUAGAGGGGCAAGUUAAUGUUCUAAAUCACGGCGAUAUUUGGGUCAAUAAUUUAUUCUUCAAAUAUGACAAAAAGUUAAGAGAUGGCAAUCCAACCCCCACUGAUAUAAGAUUUAUUGAUUUCCAACUUUCCUUUUGCGGCAGUUUAGGAUUUGAUGUAAAUUAUUUUCUAAAUACCAGUUUGCAACUGAAUGUUUUGCAACAAUACCGGGAGACGUUAAUCAAUUAUUAUGCAGAAACCUUGGUAAAAACUCUGCGAGUGUUACCUUACGAUGGCUCGAUACCAACAAUACAAGCAAUUUUAGAUGAAAUUUCCGCAAAAGAAGCUUAUGGAUGGGUUAUAGCGUUUACCUUUUUUCCUCUCAUGUCAAUGGACGCUACGGAUUCACAAGAUAACAGUUUGGAGAGCUUAAAUGAUUCCGUUUUUGCGCAACGAAAGUUCGAUUUAAUGUUCAAAAGUAAAUCACGUACUGUGGAAGCUUUGAAAUUUAUAAUAAAACGCAUGGAACAAUUACAGAUAUUAUACAAGCUUCUCGGGAUAGUUUCAUUUGUAAACAUGAGUAUAGUCUACAUAAAUAUAUUAGAACAGCCGACACAUUUAGAUUUACAAUUUUUACAAGAUGUCCUAGAGAACGCUCUAUAUAUUACUGAUUUUUAUAUUAAAAGUGCGGUAUUUACCAUGGGCAGUAAUGUUGGCGAAAAUUAUUGCAGUCAAAUAUAUCGUGUAAAAAUUGCAUAUGAAUUGAUAACCGACCAAGAAAAUAUAAAAGAAAUAUCAAUCAUAAUCAAGAGUAUACCAUUAAUUGAUGGGAUCGAUUUUCUGGUUAAUUUGAAUGUAUUUCAUAAAGAGUGCAUUUUCUAUAAUUACGUUUUACCGCGUAUGGAAAUGUUGUUUAGAAAAGAAAACGUAAAAUUUGCACCAAGGUUAUAUAAAACGUUAAAGAGGCCUAUACAAACGCUGGCAUUCGAAGAUCUAACGAGAUUGAAUUUUGUGUUAGCCUCCCGGGAGAAAGGUCUCGAUAAAUUGCACGCCCGCUUGGUUAUGAAGAAACUGGGCGAAUUUCACGCUGCUUCGAUAGCUCUUCUAAAAAACAUGCCGGAAUUCCAGAAUUGCUUUAAAUCAGGUAUGAUAUCGGAAUUGUCUUUGAAACGGGACGAUGACAUGUUAAUGCGCUUUUUUGGCGGAAGUUUAAUGUCUUUAAUAGAACUGAUUGAGAAGUGGCCAGAUUAUGAAGAAAUAACGAAGAAAAUUAAAAAAUAUGCGGCUAAUUUUAAAGAAAAUCUCUUACGUAGCAUUGCUUGUUCAGCAAACGGUUUUAACGUAUUAAAUCAUGGCGAUCUAUGGGUCAACAAUAUGCUCUUUCAAUACAGUGAACUAAGAGAGCCAGCAGACAUAAACUUAGUAGAUUUUCAAAUGAGUGUUUGGUCAAGCCCAGGCAUAGAUAUAAAUUAUUUUUUCUAUACCAGUUUGGAACUAAAUGUAUUACAAAUGGAAUAUGAGAAUUUGAUAAAGGAAUAUUAUCAAUCUUUAAAUCAUUCUCUACGGAAGCUGAAUCAUUUCGAGUCUCCUACAUAUCAGCAAAUACGUGAUGAAGUUCGUAAGCAUGCACUGUAUGGAUUUUUUGCUAACUACGGCAUAUUUCCUACCAUAAGUAUGGAAAAACAGUACUCUAUUGAUAGCACUCUGGAAAGUUUCAAAAAUGAUGAAUUUGCGCAGCAAAAGCUUAAGCAAAUGUUUAGUUCUGCACGUUUACAAAAAACUAUUCGCUACACCUUAAAACACUUUGAUCAAAUGGGCAUUUUCAACAGUGAAAAUAUAUAACAAAAUUGUU